GAAAUAACUGUGUUCGCCGGCAGGUCCAGGGUCAGCUUAAAAAGUUGAUAUUGCGAGCCACUCGGUCAAUGAACAUUGUUGUAAAAGGUAUACUGAUCCAAGAUCAGGAAUUUGAAUUCGUUUUUACUUUCAAGACUCACGUUGUGUAAAAUUCUGCCACCACUUCCGCAUUGAGAUCUUGAUAAACAAGCUCAACAUCAUGGCAGUGGGUCUAAUAUCGUAUCAGACUUUGAGUUGUCGAUUGUUAAAUCGUAUGAUUUCGCACCAAAGCGUGAGCACAAUCUGCAGCUUUACACGCGCUUUAUCGAGAAGGACUAGCUCUCCGUACACAGAUCUCUCACCACGGACAGUCCACGGGCUGGUAAAUCUAUGCAGGAGUUGGACGUGCCGGACAUCACAGUGGUUGUCUUUUUACGACUCAAGAUCAUUCUCGUCUUUACCUCCACCGCCACCUUCUGGUGAUAAAACCAAAAAGACAGGACCAGUGACUUGGAAAUCAUUAGCAAUAACAUUUGCAUUUGGGGGUGUUCUCCUUGCCGGAAUGAAAUAUUUCAAGAAGGAAAAAGAAGAAUGUAAGGACUCACUCAUGGUGAUUGAAAGAGAAAGGACAAAGUCAAUGGGGAAACCAGCACUUGGGGGUCCAUUCUCUCUUGUGGAUCAGAAUAAUAAACCCUGUAAAAGUGAGGAUUUCCUCAGCCAAUGGGUCCUUAUCUACUUUGGGUUUACACACUGCCCUGACAUCUGUCCUGAUGAAAUAGAGAAAAUGAUUGAGGUGGUGGAUGAAAUAGACAGGAUACAAUCUCUUCCAAACCUGACCCCCAUCCUCAUCACCAUUGAUCCUGACAGGGACACACCUGAGGCCAUGGGGACAUAUGUGAAAGAGUUCUCCCCUAAGCUCAUUGGCCUGACUGGGACAAUGCCCCAAAUUGACCAGGUCUCUCGAGCCUACAGAGUCUACUACAGCCAGGGACCAAAGGAUGAAGACAACGACUACAUUGUCGAUCACACAAUCAUCAUGUACCUGGUUGGUCCGGACGGAGAAUUCAAGGAGUAUUUUGGACAGAACAAGAGGAGCGCUGAGAUCUCCUCUUCCAUUGCAUCACACAUGAGGAAAUACAAGAAGGGGAAUUAAGAGAAAUCAAUACUGAAGAACUGAAGGUUUCCAGUGUUUACCCUUGGACACUCCUAAUGGAAAAAAACAUGAAUGGUUGUCGUUGUGCAGUUACAGUUCGGCUUUACUUCCUUUACACUAAUUCUCUUUUUUAGCCUUGCUGUUAAGUCUGGCCCAAUACCUGGACUCGUCUCAGUGACACCAGAAACAUUUAUGCACUGUAAUAACUCUUUGGUUACUCGAUUUGUACUAUUCAUAAAUCAGUCAUAUUUCAACUGAAUUUCCAAAGUAAUGUUUAAUUUAUUAAACUUGGACUUACAAUUA
Messenger RNA from Salmo salar (Atlantic salmon), 1435 nucleotides. RefSeq names its product cytochrome c oxidase assembly factor SCO1. The record is from RefSeq and is a predicted model, not a curated record. Gene Ontology annotation, biological process: mitochondrial respiratory chain complex IV assembly. NCBI's taxonomy places the organism in Eukaryota, Metazoa, Chordata, Actinopteri, Salmoniformes, Salmonidae.